This is a messenger RNA of Physella acuta, 6621 nucleotides long. RefSeq lists its product as uncharacterized. The record is from RefSeq and is a predicted model, not a curated record. Gene Ontology annotation, molecular function: phosphatase binding. Lineage: Eukaryota; Metazoa; Mollusca; Gastropoda; Physidae.
AUGGCCGACUUUCACAAAAAACAAAUUCAAAGACUUUUGGAUAAAAAUAAUCUCAAGCACAGAACAGACGACAAGCAACGCGAGACUUCCGGUGAGCUUGAUUUCACCGAGAAAAUCAAAGCGUUUCGCGCGCUCAUCAGCCCGUCAAAACACGAUAUCUCUAACCAGAAGCUAAAAAUAGCUCGGCGCUUUUCAGACGAUGUCCAGGAAGUGGGCAGUCAACUCAAAUUUGUGGCCAAAUCUCCCGCGCGCGAUCUCGAUUCAGACAAUAACUUGGACGAGUUACAAAUUACCCAUGAUGCCGAUAUUGACGAACUUAAAUUAAAAUUCAAAUCGAAUAUCGAUGGCUUUGGAAGAAAUCAAUCAGAAAGAUUUGAAAAGAGAGGCCAUGGUUUUCAUAGGAUGGAUGGAUAUUUUGAGAACAAGUAUGAAGCUGACGACCAAGAUUUUCUGUACAACGGCCAUCAUGAGGCGUCAGAACGUAUUCGGUCCAUUGAGCAUCAGCUCAUUAAAAAUGAAAAUCCAGAACCGACGUUUAAAACACGCUCCAUAAAAUCUGACACUACUGAAGACCGCGAGAAUAUGCCCAAACUUUUCUCUAAGCCGGUCUUCGACAAAACCAGAAAGGCCGUCAUCAGACGCCAUCACCAAUCCAAACCACCAGAAACACCUUCAGCACAUCAGCCUCAAACGGCCUUGACCUCGUCAAGGUUUGAUCCUGCCGUGCGCACUGAGUACUUCAACUCAACAGAAGCCAAUGAUUUGACGGAUAAAUCAUAUGCGAACUCUCCACCUAAAAUUACGGGUGCCAGCAGUUUUAAGAAAACUGAAAUAAACAAUCCUGAAAGAACUAGGCCCCGCUCAGUUGUGGAGAUCAGCAAGGAAGGGAGGCAAAAACUAAACUCUCUCAUCCGGCCGCAGUCGUCUCUCGCGUAUUCGGAAACUUCCGGUCACUACACCGGCGUACCCCACCCUACCUCUUCAUUAAAGACACACUUGAAUGCUUUAGGUGACAGCCUGUCCAGUUUGUCCAGCAAACUGCUUAGUGGUUCAGAUUCGGACCUGAGAAAUCUUGCAAGGUCUCCAAGUACAGUUAGUACGCCAAGGAAUCUUGCAGAGCUUCGUUCCAAUGAUUCUCUAAAUAGACCUGCAGAGGUUCCCUCCCAUGAUUCUGUAAGGAAUCUUGAAGAGAAACGUUCUUAUGACUCUCCAAGGAGUCAUACAGAUAUUCGCUAUAGUGACUCUCAUGCAGACAUUCGAUCCUAUGACUCUCCAAGAAAUCCUUUCGGGACACGUUCUAAUGCCUCUCCAAGUAUUCCUGCAGAUCUUCGCUCUUUAGACUCUCCGAGAAAUCACGCAGACAUUCGAUCCUAUGACUCUCCAAGAAAUCCUUUAGGGGCACAUUCCCAUGACGCUCCAAGGAACAGUGGACACCGGCAGCUUUCUUCCCCUGCUUUCAGUCUUUCAGAAAGCAGCGUACGGUCAAGAUCGACAACACCCAGUUCAUUAAAACAGACGAAUGUAAAAUCCUACGACCCAGAAUUCAACGAAUCCAACAAUACAUCUCAAGUAAUUAUGAACUCCCAAACGCCAUAUACUAGUCGUACAGAACCCGGUUAUUUCACGUCUGUUAACGAAAUCGACAAAAGAUCGAAACUGAAUCAUUUGACAAAAAAAGUUUUAGCUCACAGAGGUAGCACAAAAGCAUUGGAGUUUUUACAGGAUCGGGGACAUAUAGUUCCAGCAUCACAAGAAGAAGAUUCUGAAACUGAAAGCAUGGUUGACGAAAGAUACACAUCGUCAAGCAAGAGAGAUGGAGACACAUUCAUCACGAAACCGGAUCAGUUAGCAAACGAGAAACUGCAUGUUCGCCCACGUGGUAAAGUUAUAAGCAGGAACAACAAACGAACCACCCAUCAAUUUGAAGAAGGACGAGAUAGCUUUGAUAAAAAGUAUGUUUCAAAAACAAGACCCUGGCAAUCUGAUCAUCACAUGACAUUAGGUCCGCUAGAAAAACAUACCGAACACAACAUCAACAAACUGGAAUCACCUAAGCACAAGACAAAAGAUGUUGGGGAAAAAGUAAACAAUAAGCGUAUCUUUCGUGACACUAACUCGCCAUUGCCUUCCAAAAUGACAAUAGAAACUUUUAAAAACAAACUGUACCAUUUUGAUGAAUUAGAUUCAUCUCAUCGACCAACUAGUGCUUUAGACUUCACAAACCACGUGACGUUAGAAACCAAUCAGACGUCUCGACAGCGUCCACGAAGCGCGUUGGAUACAAACUCAAAGAAAGGAAACAAACUGACCUCAGUCUCUAAUCACAUGACUAUGUCAACCAAUGAGACGUGUUCUCGACAACGUCCACGAAGUGCAAUAGAUCCAAGCUCAAGGGAAAUGAACUCAUUGACCCCAGUGACUAAUCACGUGACGUUGGUAACCAAUCAGAAGAGCUCUCGACAACGUCCUCGAAGCGCUUUAGAUACAAACUCAAGGGUGAGAAACACAUCGACGCCUGUCACUAAUCACAUGACUAUAGUAACCAAUCAAACAAACUCUCGGCAACGCCCUCGAAGCGCUCUGGAGACAGAUUCCAGGGAAAGAAACAUACAGACCCCACCCAACGGGAGUAUACACGAUAGAAAUCAACUCCGUAGAGACCUUAGCUCUGUUGAUAGUUUGGCGCUGAAGGUAGAAAAACUUCACAGGGAAGUUUCUGAACGGCUGGGCAGUCAAGAAAACUUGGCGCAUGCUUUUCGAAGCUCUCCUGUUGGACGUAGUCACGUUCGUAACGACUCGCUCAGCGAUACUAGCACCCUUGUGAGCAGCAGCGAUGGUGAAGAUUCCCUUAUAAGCGAAAGUGGCAGAAACGGCUCUAAAAAAUUUGACUCUGCUGUGUUUUUGACCAGCACGCCUUUAAAGUUGCCAGAUAAAACUGGCAAGGCGUUGGUAUUUACUCAACACGGGCAUGCCAUCAAGAGACCAAAAAGACAAUUAACGGAGAAAGAUCAAAUUACAGACAAUGAAAAAGAUGCUGAUUCAAAGUCGUUAUUUUACGAAGAGAUAUUGAAUUCUAAAAGCCGGAACACGCCGGAUUUUUUAAAAUUAGUAGGUGACAGAACUCAUACGGCUAAAUACGACUUUGAAAAGAAGUCAACGUCAGAUUCGAUGGAGUCCUUAAUUGAAAGUUUUCACAGUGACCAAAAACUGAAUUUUGUAAAUCAUGCACAAUGGAGGCGCUUGAAAGAACAAUUCAAUGCAAGUCCAGGAAACAGAUCUAGCCCAGCGGAAAUGUUACUUGGACAUAUCAACCAGCCUGGCACAGUUAAGCUUCUACAGAUGCUUUAUCUGGCCGAUCCUGUUACUAGACAGAUCAUUAUGACCAAGGUUGAAGUAUUUAAGGCCUGGCAACAGUUUGCCAUUUAUUCUAGAGAGCAGAGGAAGAAGAAACAAGCUUUAACUAGGCAAGCCUUGUCCCUCUAUGUUAGUCGUUCCUUAUCAAAUUACUUUACAUCAUGGAAGCACAGAGCUAAGCACAGCAGGCAGGUGCGUCUAGCUGAUCAGCUGUUUCAUACUCACAUGCUGACCAAAGGCUUUAGGGCUCUACAGUGGUCACUCAGUCAAUCUAAGCAUCAGUACGAGAAACUGCAGACUAAAGUCAACACAGUUAUGGUGAAAGCUACUUUCUUUAAAUGGCUUACAAAAGCUAGGAAGCAAAGACGUGAAAGAAUUGAAAAUGCAUUGAAACGAUGGAGACUUUUUGUGAUGGACACACAAAAAAUUCGCCACAUGCGUCAAGUUGUAAACUCACACAUUAUUCUGUGUGUGAUCAGAUGGUGGAAUCAACUGUAUCACAAGAAAAGGAAACAGAAUUUGGCCGGUACUUUUUACAGGUCAAAGUUGUUGAAGUACUCUAUGAAACUCUGGAAGCAAUUUGUUGUAUGCUGCAAAGUAAAAGCCAGGAAGAAAGCAAUGGCAAUAUCACAUCACAACCAUGUGACUUUAUAUUCAACAUUUACUGUUAUGAAGGACUCCUUCUGCAAGGCAAGAAAAGCUAAUCAACAUUUUUGGCAUCAUUACAUGACGAAGAUAUUAAAGGCAUGGAAGGCUGCAUGUCAGGUUUGUCUAGUAGAGAGAGAGGCAGACAUGGCUAAGAGCAAAGAACACUGGGAUAAAAAGACUGUGCAGUCAGCGUUUUUUCAGUGGCAUGAGAUGCUUUUAAUUUGUAAAGCCAGAAGGAUAUACAACUUCAAGACCUACAGAAAAUCUUUCACGAUAUGGUUUUCGUCAUGGAAGGAAAACAUUGCAUACAGGCAGAAAAUGGAGCUCAUGAUACAACGUAAACAAAUGCACAGAGCUCUGUUGACAUGGAGACAAAAUGUUGUCCAGAUCAAGCGUCGACACAGAGCUGCCAUAUUGCUUUUAGAAAGCUGCCACCUUAAGCAGACCUGGAAAACUUGGCUUACAUUUACCAUCGCUAGAAAAAUUAUCAAGAAAAAGAUCCUAGAUCAUAUAUUAAUUUACAAGAGAAAGAAAAUGGUGUCCUGUUUCUCAUUGUGGAGAGACUCCUUCCUGAAAAAACAAGAAGAGGAAAAUGCCAAACGAGUUUGGUCUGAGGCUUGUGUCAGGAAACUUGCUUUCCGAUGGAGACAUAUUUGCCACAAAAGAAAGCUGAGCAAAAUUUAUAAAGAUACACAGCCUCUUAGAGAACACAGAAAGUGCCAGAUCAUAUUUCACCAAUGGCUGUGUUCACUGGAAAGGCUACAAAAAGAGAAUGAGGAGGCCAAAGCCAAAGAGAAGAUGCUGCAGCUCAGUCUGUUGCAGCGCAAGUUCCGCUUGUGGCAGACAGAGACUCAAAGGGUCCUCAGGAUAAAGCCUAUGGUGCUUCAGCGCCAGCAGCAGUUCUGUUUACUAGCAUUUUUAUCAUGGAGGAAGUUAGUUCAGCAAAAGACAUUAUGCAAACAGAGGAAACAAGUUCAGCAACUCUCAGUGUUACGUUCUUCAUUCUUAAGAUGGAAGCGUCAGCUCUAUAUCCACCAAGUAGAGAACAAAAUCAAGCAAAGAAUUUCCCAAGGCCUGCUUCUUGUUCUAAUAGACGGGUGGAAAUAUUUUAUUUUCCGUAAAAAGAAGGGACAAAAUUUCCGUGAUAAAAUGCUGGUGAAAAGAAUGUUUUACUUCUGGAAAGAAAAGGCAAACAGCCUGAGCAAUCAGAGGAUCAUGGAUGAAGAGGAGAGGGAGAACAACAUGGAGCUACAGAGAUGGUGUUUUAGUCAGUGGCUGGAAAAUGUGAGAACUCAGGUCCACAUGAAUGAACUGCAUGUUAGCCAGAUUUUCCAAGGCCACAAUGACAAGCAUCUUAAUAAAGCUUUUUGUACUUGGAGGAGACAAAUGCAAUCAACUCUUAUCGCUAGAGCCUACCACAAGAGCCUACAACAGAGGGUGCUUGUGACAUUGUUCUCAGCCUGGAGAGAGGUCACCUCACAAUCUAUGACAGAUGCUGUGCACAUUUUCUCUGAAAAGAUAGGGCUGCAGGAUGCUGUAGGUCAACACCAGGGUAACAGUGAAGAGCAUAUAAACAUUGGAAAUGAUCUGACUUCUCCAAUUAAUAGUACACAUUUGGCUGAUUCAGAAACUGAUAGAUAUGCUCUACUAAGUGGGGGACUUCAAGCCUCUAUGCAGCACAGGGUUUCUAAAUGCCAUAGGUUGAAGAGUCAUGUGACCCAAGUCAUCACCAGACUCAGACACUGGCCACUGUGUGUGGCCUUUGACCAGUGGAGGGAGUUCACUGAACGAGAGGUCCAGUUGAAAUCAGCCGCUGCCUCUGUGAGGUCACGGCACUCCAGCAUCCAGGUCCUGCUGGCGUUUAGAGAGUGGAAGCAGAGCUAUCUCUACAACACCAGGGCACAGAGCUUCAGGGAUGCCAUCAUCAAGAGGUCUGUGUUAGAAAUUCUUUACAGACAUCGAGAAGACAAGAAGUAUAAGAAGAAUCUGUCUAAAACAGCAAUGAAUCACUGCAUGAAAAUUACUUUCAACAAAUAUUUUCCAUUGUGGUUGGAAAAAGCUCAGGAUUUGAGGCAAAAGAAACAUAUUCUGCUGUUGUGGUCUACCCGCACAGCUGAAGAAAUGGAGUUGCUGCCCUUAGAAACACACCUAACCAAACAAUUACGACAGCGAUCUUUGAACUUGUACUUUUCCAUCUGGGCUUUAAAGUAUCGUGCAGCAACUAAAAUUAGACAAGUAUACCAUCAAAGCUUAUUAAAAUGGGUAUUUACAGCAUGGACGGACUGGGCAAAAGAAAAUCAUUGCAUGACACAAAAGUGCCAAAGCUUGUUACACACACGAAGAAGUAGAAUGGCAUUCAGUAAAUGGUGUGAACGUUUAAAACUUUUCCGUGAGGUUGAUAGACACCAUAAACAAGCCUGGCACAACUAUCUUCAUUUUAUUUUAUUGUCAUGGAGAACAUGGGCUAAAUCAAAUCAGCAGCUACAUUCUCUCAAACAUAAAUUCAUCAAACAGAACUGCAGUAAAAAUUUAAUCACCUUUUUCUACUUUUGGAAGUCUGUAACAGAAAAGUUGAGACAAGCCCAAAGGCAGUGGUCACAAAAACAUCAGCACAGGUAA